This is a messenger RNA of Closterium sp. NIES-65, 1651 nucleotides long. The record is from the annotation of a GenBank genome assembly. NCBI's taxonomy places the organism in Eukaryota, Viridiplantae, Streptophyta, Zygnematophyceae, Desmidiales, Closteriaceae.
AUGUCGUCCGUUGCCCUUCGUCUCUCCACUCGAAGCUCCUUAUUUUCCGCAACCGAUCCUUCCUUCUCCCUCCCCCCUUCCUCUCGCAGCAGCAGCAGCGGUAGCGUCAGCCGUCCCGGAACCCCCACCCCUCAAGCCCCCUCGCCCGCUCCUUCCUCUUCCCCACCUGCCCGUUGCCCCCCCCCUUUUCUCUCGUGCCUUCCAGUCUCCUUUCUUCGGGCAGCCAGCACGGUGGGCGCAGCAGCAGCUGCCAGCAAGGUCCUGGGCCUCAUGCGAGAGAUGGUGCUUGCUGCUGCCUUUGGCGUUGGUCCAGUCAUGACUGCUUUCAGGUGGGCUGAGGUUCUUCCUGCAUUUGGCGUUGGUCCAGUCAUGACUGCCUUCAGUUAUGCGUCGCUCAUCCCAACCUUCUGCCUGUCGCUGCUCGGAGGUGUAAACGGUCCCUUUCACAGCGCCAUUGCCUCGGUCCUAAGCAAAGCUGCUGAGAAGGAUACUGGGAAAGACAGUGAGAAGGAUACUGGGAAAGACAGUGAGAAGGGUCGGGGAAGGAGCAGCCUGAAUGCAGCGAGGAUGCAGCAGGAGCUGCUGGUCCUGGUGUCGGUGCUCGUAGCCCUGGCGUCAAUAGUCGCAGCAGUGCUGAUUUUCCUCUGUGCACGACCCAUUAUUGAUCUUCUUGCACCCGGCCUCUCUUUCCCUCCAGCAGCCGUUGCGAGUGAUCCAUCAGCAGUGGCAUCGUUCGCCCUGACUCGCCAUGUCGCCAUCUCACAGCUGCAACAAAUGGCCCCCACCAUCGCCCUCGCUCCUCUCAUCGGCAUCGGCUUUGGAACUCUCAGUGCAAGAGGGGAGUUUGCCAUUCCGUCCCUCUCCCCUUCUCUCUCCAGCCUCUCAGUUCUGCUCGGGAUUGCUGUCUACUUCGCCUUGUGUCGCUGGUCUCCCGUUGCCUCACCUCAACGCGAGAUCAUAGGUGGAACGUGUCUGGCUGUCAGCUUCACUGCCGGUGCUCGCCUGCUGCUGGUGUGGAACGUGUCUGGCUGUCAGCUUCACUGCCGGUGCUCUCCUGCAGUGGCUGAUUCAGGUGCUCUCGCUCACUUUCAGGUGCUCUCUUCUCCUUUCAGCGAGCAACUGAGAGAGGUCUUUGGCGUUCUGAUUCCAGCAACAGUUGCAUCGGGCAUGCUUCAAAUCGCCACCUUCACCGACCUCUACUUUGCUUCCUUCCUUCCCGGCACUGCUGCUGCUCUCGGCUAUGCCAAUCUGCUGGUCAUGGCACCGCUUGGUAUUCUCUCCACCGCCCUCCCCGUGCCUCCUCUUGUCAUUGUCCCCUCUUCAAUCCCUACCCUUCCCUGUUCCCCCAACCUACCCCCCCUUUUGCUCCUCCCCUUCCCAGACGCCAAUCUGCUGGUAAUGGCACCGCUUGGGAUUCUCUCCACCGCCCUCCUCGUGCCGCUGCUGCCUGCCUUUGCUCGUCUCGCUCAUCCUAAGGAUCGACCUCUCUUGAAGGAUAGCUUGCGACGAGGGCUGGUCAUGGCACUGGCCGUGACUCUCCCGAUGACAGCUGUCAUGCUCCCAUUGGCCCGUCCCAUCGUGCGCAUUGUCUUCCAACGACGCUCCUUUGAUGCCUCUGCCACCUCCCUCGUCUCCUCGCUGCUCUCCUGCU